Talaromyces marneffei is the source of this 7731-nucleotide messenger RNA. RefSeq lists its product as uncharacterized. NCBI's taxonomy places the organism in Eukaryota, Fungi, Ascomycota, Eurotiomycetes, Eurotiales, Trichocomaceae. Bases 1 to 7731 code for a protein of 2576 amino acids. The record is from RefSeq and is a predicted model, not a curated record. The transcript has 24 exons.
AUGGAAAUAGAAAAAGAUAAGGGCUCUGGGCCCUAUCGCUACAUCAAAAUUCAUGUUUGCCAGGCUUCAUACGGAGACUGUCUGGCCCUCGAGUUUGACGACCAGGCAUCUAUCGCGCCAUCGUUGGGAAUACACCCCGUUGAAAGCACGACAAAAGACAAUGAUCAGGGCAAGCUCCUCGCACGAGAGAAGAAGGGGAAGUCGGCAAUGAGCAUUGAAAAAGGCAAGGAUACUACUAUGGAGGAGGAGAAGCAAGGAAAGAAGAAGGAUCCCAAGGUGAAACUUGUACAGGAUCCCAAAUUGGAGUCGUAUCGAGAAAAGGGCAAGACGCGCAAGGUUAUUCUCAUUGAUGGAGGUCCAGGCAAUUACCAAAUUCACGGAACAAGAGCUCCCCCAACGACACCGUUAGCUAACCUGUACGCCAUGCUCAAUACACUCCUUCCAGUAGGGAGUCCUAAUACGUUGGAUACCUUGGUGAUAACGCAUGAUGAUGCCGACCAUAUUAACGGUAUCCAUCAAGUGAUGAUGAGCAUGGCUGAUACGUCAGACAAGGGAAAUGCAGAGUUUAGCUUUGCUCGAGGCCUAGAAGCGCUUGAAAAGAACAAACCACCUUUCGAUAAAAUAUGGUAUAAUUCACCAACUCUUCUAUUCAAAGAUGAUGAGGCAAAAGGGUGGUUCGAUCGUGACAUGGAAGCCUUGCAAAAAGAAUGGAAAAAAAUCAAAAUGCCCCUAUGCAACGAAGAAUUUGGACUAAUCAAGGAUGAAAACCCUUCAUUCUGUAAAGUUAUUGGUGGAGAGGACGCCAAAACCUCAUUGUUCAAAGGGGCCACCAAACGGGGCCGUCUUCAGUUUGAAUUUUUGUCUCCAAACCACAAUCAGGUCCAUAACUUGAGACGAUUGUACCGCGAAGGGAAGAAAAAGCCAAAAACAUCAAAAGAAGACAAAGUUGAUGAGCCUGCAAAAAGUGGCAAAGCUUCAGGGAAGUCUAAAGAUUCUUCAAGAGGAGGCAAAAAUUCGACAGGAAGCAAAAAUUCAAGGGGGAGCCGAGGUUCAAAAGGUGGAACUGUUAGAACAUUAACAGAGGACGAUGAUACAGAGGAUGAAAAACCAAAGAAAGGCAAAGGCAAGGGCAAAGAAAGUAAAGCAGAAAAAGCCCAGAAGAAGAAGGCUCUUCAACAAUAUUUACAAGGUGUCGAGUAUAACGGACUACCUGCAGCAAUGGGCCGUGAUCCAAUCUAUUCGUCGACUGGUGUUGCUGAAGAGGUACACCUUAGCGAAGAGCAUAGAAAAUUGAUUGCUGAGAGCAUUACAGGAAACCCCAAUGAUUCAAGCCCGAAGAAUCAAUCUUCUCUUGUUUUCGUUGUCAAGGACGAUGCUUCCAAAUUCAGCGCUGCCUUCACAGGUGAUGGAAACGCAACGGCGUCGUUCUUGCAAAUCUGGGAUGGGAGGACUAUUCGCUACGAUGUUCUGAAAAUCAUGCACCAUGGGAGUCAGCACAACAAUUGUUGGAGUGCAUCCAAGGUCAACAGACGAAUCAAGACACUUGGAAAUAAGUUCGUGAAACAAGAGGCAUUUAUUGAAACAAACAAAGUUCAAUGGAAAAAAGUCCCUAAGAUUAGUGUCAAAGACAAACAGAUACAACCAACCAACUUUUUUCUAAAUGUUCUCGCAAAAAAGUAUAUUAUUUCUUCAGCUGCCACCGAGGGCCAUCGGAAUCCUCAUCUGAGCACAUUAGCUGGCAUAAUAACUCGCGCAAUCGUGCGCAAGGAGCCAGAUGGGAUUGACAUUUAUAUAACGUCUCAGGCUUUGACAGAGCAAAUUGAAGGAUUCAUACUCAAUUUCUGUGAACAGCCAACUGGCCUAGAAACUAAGCUUAAAGCUGCAUACAACGAAGAUGUUGUCAGAAUAGCCCUGGGGCUACAGUCUGAAGAAAGCGAGCCGAAGCUCUUCUGGGAUAAAGAUGGUUCUUAUUAUCGCAUAUGGCAGCUUAGGCCAAAUAUUGACCCAAAGUUUGGUACAAUUAUGCUCGAUCCUUGGGAGCAUGACUCAUCCUGCAAUCCUGCAUGGCAACGAGUAUCGUUCACGGAUUCAUUUUGGACACAAUUUCAUCAGCAGCAUUAUACCACUGGUGUCCGGCUAACUGUCGCGGCUGUUGCCCGAAGAGAUUCUGCGCAAAAGGGGGAGAAAGGGAAGAAGGAGAAGAAAGAAAAGGAAAAAAUUGGAAAACGGCAACACAUUAAGCCUCCAGUUGAACCUCCUAAAGGGAAACGUGGCAGGAAGAAACAUAAUACGGAAAGGAAUGCCUCUGAUGACGAGACCAUGGCUCUUCAAGCAGAUGAAUUCGUAUUUCCGGAUCUAAGCGUUUCCAACAGUCAGCUAUCCAUCAUGAAAACCUCGACGGAUCCGAGAAGUACCAAGAGCCAAAUAGAUAUCCAAUUGGACCAGGCAUUAAAGCAAGCAGUUGGAGCUGAAGGGCUAUUGUUCCCCGACACCUUUACUAGAUUUGAGAUAAAGGUUUUACAACUGAUCUCUGAAGGUCUCACUGCAUUCAAGCGGUCCAAAACAAAAGUCCUCAAAGGCAUCGAUGCUUUCAUAGACGAUUUGGCUUCCCGUGGAUGGCUUCUUCCUGACCAAGUCACUGGUCUAAGAACGGAAUACAUACACAACAAUCGACUGAUCUUCGGUGGUUUAAUAUCCAUCAUGUUGGAUACCAGCUUACAGAUUUCAUUCUUUAGUCUUCUCCCAAUCACAUUGGCAAGGAAAGCUCUAUUCACGACUUCUCCACAUUAUUGGCCAGUUUCCGACGACUUUGAAUUUACAAUUGACGACCAAUCAAUGCGAAGGGGAACCGACUAUAAUGUAUUCAAGUCCAUUUCUUUUGGAGUAAAGCCACUAGAACAAUACCAAAAGUGGAAUAUACCCUUCGGACUACCGAAUGGUGGUCGUGGAUUCUGGGAAGUCCAAGUGCUCAGCGAGCUACGAUUUGUCAUAUACCGUCCUUUUGAACUGGGUCGUCGAUAUAUCUAUGGGUGCUUUCUCGGAAAACUCUGCUCUGGUCAAGAUGCAAGCAACGUUAUUGUGGACUACCUAUGGUUUCCAGAUACAGAAUCAGGCGUCGAGUAUCAUAUCCGUUAUGCCAACAAUGAAUUUGUCGCGGAUGGCUACAAAAUGACGCUCAAGGAUCUUUGGAGUACUAUCCCGAGAGGAAUUACCACCAUUAAUGCUCUCGCAGCUUCAAUAAUGCUGCCUGGAAAGGACUCUUUCAUCAAAAUUGGUGACUACUUGAGCAUCCAUGACUGUGGUUUUGUGGUAGAAAAAACCUCGGCCAUCGUACAUGAUCUCCAGUUGAAAUCCAUUUUCGGGACGACUUCGUUCAACGAUGAGAAAUCUUUCAAGCCAUUCGGAGAUAUCAUCACUUUGAGAUUACCAACUUUCAGACUUCAAAUUGAAAAUCUCUUUUCCAUUUCGCCUCUCAAGGUAUUUGUUCGUAUUCAGGAGAUGCUUUCCAUUAAAGAUGUGUUGGUGCCGAUUGUAUUUGAAACCAGACGAAGCCGAGGAGGUGAUCGCACGAUUUACCAACUUUCCUACAUUGCUUCUGCUGGCCAAGGUUUAAAAGUAGCUCAGAUACUGGAGUGGCUUAGCGUUGGGAACAUAGAUUUCUCAGCUAUACCUGAACUUUCAGAGCUGAUAAAUUCAGUGCAGAUCCUAUCCUUCACCCUUGGAUGGCAUGGCGGUGUUUCUAACAAGUCCGAUAUCAAGUCUUUCUCUAGACGUCCAGACUUCAUUGAGAUUAGCAUCGAGAUUGGUCAACUGAAUCUCGUUCCAAACAUCUUAAAGGUUGAAAGAGCAAUCUUAGAAAUUCGUUUAGACCGCUCAAACUCCGGCUACGAUUUCUCAUUGACAAGUCAUGCCGGAAUCACGCUUGGACAGUGUGCGGUUGAACUUUUCAUCACCUACGGGGAUCGACAAGAAUGGUUUAAUGUGUACGGAGACGACGAUAUCCCUGGUCAUCUUAAACUCUCAUUGAACACUACGCACUCUGGAUCAUUAUCGCUUUCCAAUAUUUUGGGACACUUCAUGCCCAACAUCCAAUGUCUUCCUCCAGCAUUUCAGACCAUAUUAACAAAGACCGGCAUCACAAAAUUCAGGUUGGGUGUUGAGGAGGAUGACUCGGGGAAGAAUUCAAUCUCAAUGUUGGAUCUUGAAAUUGUUCUAGAAGAGGACGACAUCAAUGUUUUUGAAGGGCUCAGCAUUAGUAAACCGCAGUUUAACUUAUGCAUCACUCGUCCGAAUGAUGAAGAUCAGCGGAGCAUCAGUGCGUCCAUAAGCCUUAUGACGACCAUUGACGAUGAAGAUAUCAAAGCAACCAUCUGGCUUGACGCGGGGGAGGAUACCAUCGUCGGAGUGACACUCUUCCCGACUGGUGAUGCUAUUCAAUUGGGCGAUAUCAUCAGUUUCUUUGGACAAAAGCUGUCUGAAUCGUUAAACCUGCCCAUCCCCAAAGAACUCUCUUAUCUUGAAGAGAUCACAGCCGGUCCGAUUUAUCUCUCAUUCCGCAAAUCCAGUGAUGAAAGCUUUAAACUCGAUUCGCUUUUCAUUGCUGUCGAAGCAGAUCGUGAUUUUGUGCUUUGGGAUUCUCCCCUCGUGGAAUUCUCGAACAUCAAAUUUGUGGCAAACUAUAUUCGAGGGUCUGGCAUGCACGUUGGCUUUGGUAUUUCAUUGGCACUUGGAAGCUAUGAGUUGGCAGGAAGUCUUUCAUACGAUCAUGCGUACCAUGAUUUGGCCAAUGUAGACGAGCUACAAAAACUAGAUGGCACAUCCACCAAAGCGAUGACGGUGCGCACCGAAUUUAAAGGGGAGCUAUCCCUUCAUGAACUUCUUUUCAACCUUACUGGUGUCAAUAUCAAAGAAGUUCUGGGCCAUACACAACUAGAAAGCAUCACGAAAUAUACCGACAUCAGAAUAUACGCGGUGGAUCUCACGUUGUCGAAAACAUCAUCUACUUGGGCAAUAAAAUUGACAGCGGAUCUUGAAUGGCUCGCUUUCAACAGCAUCAGCUUGGAAGCAUUCCGAGCAAACUCUUGGGCCUUCAACUUGCGACUUGAGUGCAAAGAUGGGCCUCUCAAACUUCUCCCUGAUUCGUGGGCGUCUGAGAUUCAGGAAUAUGUCGACUUUGGCGACACACUCAUUUACUUCUUUUAUGGCCCGAUGAAAGACAGUCUCGGAAAGCAGCAAUUGACACUCAGUAAGAAUUCUUUGAGCAUGUUACAGACCAAAGGAGGAAUUGCCAUUACAACCAGCCUGAAAUUCAAAUCUAAGCUUGGCCUGCUCAAAGAGUGGUUGGAAAUGGAAGAUAUUCAAGUUUUUGGAGCCGCUGGGCCCGAAUUUUUUGUGUUGGGGGUUGAUUUAAAGAGAUUAACCUUAUUCGAAAACGAAAACAUUUCGAUUGUUGGUCGCUUCCUGUUAUCAUAUGUUGGGGGAGGCCUUUCAGUCGCCAUCGAAGGAGAUUUUGACCUGAAUCUGUCUGCCAUAUCCGAUACUAUCAUAUCUGGCACUGUCGAAGCCGGCAUUGACCUUUCAAAUGGUAGAUUGGCACUCGGACUCAAAACUCACCACAGUCUCAAAGAUCUUUGUAGAAUCAAAGGUCUUGAUUUGGAAGCUAUUGUUAUCAAGCUCUUGCUUGAUCCUGCAGCGGAAAUGAUGCCAACCCAGUUUGAUCUUCAUGGAGGUAUUAGAAUUGAAGAUCUCGAUAACGUUUCUGGCCAUCUUGCGGUUAGGUUCAUCGCCAAAGAUCCUAUGAAUUGUUAUAUUGAAGGCGAGAUCAAAAACCUCAAUCUCUUAAGUCUCCUCGGCAAAUUCGCAUCUGCACUUCGAUUGCCCCAAGAAGUUCAGUCCUUUUUGAACAACAACGGCAUCAACUUUCAAUAUCUCGCAAUCCAGCUAAUACCAAAGGAUAUGAUAGACAUAACCAAUGGAAAGAUGUUGAAAAGAAGAUUUUAUUUUGAAGGAGCAUUGUCAAUAGUCAUAAACGGCAGUCCUAUUUGGGCCGGAUACACCCUAAUCGAUAUCAAUGAUUCUGGCUUUGACAUUAUCGCAUUGAUGGAGCCGAUUCAACUAGUCCAUGAGGAUGUAUUCAGUCUGAAACGGUUCCAUGACCCAGGUAAAGCCCAAUACAAAUUGGAGCUGCCAAACGUGAAUCGGGACUAUCUUACUCCACGCAUGCUCAACGAAGGACCCGUUCUGAAAUUUGCAUCAAAAGGACCAGACCCGGUUUUCGUUUCUGCGCAGCUCACUUUUCUCGGUACACAUCAUAAGCUGUUUGCUGUUGCGAAAGAGAACAGCUUCUUCGCGACUUUCAAAACUGAAGUUCUUAUCGGAAGCUUUGAGUUGAGCGUCAAUUGUGUACUGAAUUCAUAUAUUGAUGUCAUUGCUAGCCUCACGCUCGAUCUUGGUGAACAAUUUCUCCAGAUCGCGGCGGCCGUGGGCGCGCUGGAAGGAGUAUCAGGGUCAGAAACGUUUAAACGACAGUCUGAAACGAGCACUUCUGUUCGUUUCUCAGGGAAUCUGAAGAUUGGGAUAGCAUGGGCUUCUGGAAAAGAUCCUCUUUCUAUUGAAUUAUCUGGAAGGGCUCGCAUUUUUGAUCGUGAUUGGGAGCUUGGUAUCAUAAGUGUGAGAAUCACCGAAGACGAUCUGCGCACCCUGAAAACAUUGGCCAGUCGACUUUGGGAGUACAUAAAAGAUCAAUUCAGUAACCUUGUCAUGACCUGGAUCCGUGCGGUCGAAACUGCAGUCAAAACAGCCAUCACAUUCAUCGAAGACAACUGGAAACUAGCCGAGCAAGAGCUGGCAAGACUUGUUGCCGAUUUGAAGGAUCUCCCUGUCGCGAGCGUCGUUGAGUCUGUGUUAAGAGAGUUGCAAACGACCUACGAGGACGCAAAAAAGGUCUAUGAGGAGCUGGAUUUCCCACCUUUCAUGGCAAUUAAAUUACUAAUUCGCAUCUACGGCGAAAACCCACCACCCGACCAAAGACCGUUUGAUCUACCUGAUGUGCCAGCAGGCCUUCUGGACCUACCCAGGCCUGCAAGGCCAGGAGGCCCGAUUGGAAUUCCCAUACCCUUAGACUUGCUCCACGGGCUUCCUGGAUUUGAUAAGCCACUAGAGAAGCCUACACCCGCCCCGGAGCCAGCGCCGAGUCCUACGAUACCAACUACAAACCCCUUUGCAGAGAUUCCUAUUAGACUUCCAUUUGGUGGCUCGAAACAUGAGUCUGGAAAUUUCCUUACAGGCUUCCCUAACGUAUCUAUUGACUCAAAUGAUGUUUCUGAAGAUGUCUUGACUGCUCUCGAAGCUGAAGCCGACUCAAUGUCCCUAGAAGCGGUACCCGAAGAUUCUCAUACUCGUUUAGAUCAGGGCUCCAAAGCACCCGUCAAUGCCGACAUGCAAGGAAUUGAUAGCAAACAGCUACGCGACAUAGUUGUGGCUCGAUUGCCAACCUGGUACACUAAUGAGAUUGAGCAAUACCUGGAAUCUACAUCUAAUUCAACUUCGAGUCAUACGGAUGCAGCGCCUGUGCACGAAGUGAUCCGCCAGAUCGCCAGCUUUGAUGAAGAGGAGGUUAUCAAUAUUGCCAAAAACUUGCGACUUGCCGGGUUUUCUGAUGCAGAUAUUCAGAAAGCUUAUAAAGACUCGUUUGGUCAGGAUAUGCUGCCUCAGGUACUUGCACGUGUUUGA